Messenger RNA from Neurospora tetrasperma FGSC 2508, 1264 nucleotides. RefSeq lists its product as uncharacterized. NCBI's taxonomy places the organism in Eukaryota, Fungi, Ascomycota, Sordariomycetes, Sordariales, Sordariaceae. The record is from RefSeq and is a predicted model, not a curated record. Bases 125 to 1264 code for a protein of 379 amino acids. The transcript has a single exon.
CAACAAAUCCCCGACGAUCGCGCAACGGUAAUACGUUCGGACUCUGGGCGCCAUUCCCUAGAGGUAGCGACCCUCUCGUAUCCUCAUCUCCCCAUCCGGCGCCAGUGGGUGGAGACUGGAGACCAUGGCGGAUCCCCAAUACGCUCGCCGGCGAGCUUCCCUGGAUCCUUCAUUCCACGCUGGUUACUCGCCUCACACACAUUCCCGGUCGCGAAACGGCUCCAAUGGCUUCGCCUCUCCUCUAACAACACCGCCGGUGACUGCCAACUACCAAAUGCAAAUGCCGAUGCCGAUGCAUCUCGUCCAAUCUCAAUCGAACCAUCAACGACGAUCGCCCAGCGUGAACACUUUCAGCACCGUCUCCAGCGGAGGAGGAAUGCCGCCCCCGCCAGCCGCCUACCGAACGUCGCCCACCAGCGACAUCAGGAGAUCUACCUCGAGUCGCUCCGGCGGCACCAGCGACCAACCAACCAGCUAUGUUGCACUCCUACGAAAGCAAAAAGCGACGGUAUGGUGCGACCGUGCACAAUAUGAGGAUCCCAGAUUGCUAGCACAGCAGCGUGCGGCCAAGACGCGGGCAGCCAUGGAAGUUUCGGGCGCGGUAACUGGUUCGGGAACAACCAGCGCCCGCACAAUAACCGGUCUGUCUGCGGGAGGAAAGGUCGCCGCAAAGAUUCGACACCACGGAAAGCCGACAGUCGUCGGAUACAUACCAGAUGGCCACCACGUCGGCGUGGGAGGCAUCCCUCUGAGACUCAGCGCGACCGAGGUGGAAGGUGAAGACAGCGACGAUGAUAACGACGCCUUGAACCGAUACAAUCACCGGAGAACCGGUAGCUCCAGUCGAAGCAGCACCGCCAGCGGGAGAAAGGGAUUGGGCUAUCGCGCUUCCGGACAACUCGGACCAUCGAAUUCACAAGGCUCCGGCUCUCGAAGGUGGACCCCCGGCGACACGCCAGAGCGACGGGGCUCCCUAGCGCAGACCAGCGAGCAGGCCUCUGCUGGCAACGAUGCGGCUAGUGGAAAGGCCCUGAGCUUUGCCAGCGGGAGCAGUAGCGAGCGUCUAGAUGCUGUCCCUGACCUCCAGGCCCACCCACAACGACAGCUGGCAACCAACAGCUUACUCAACGCCACUUUGACGCGCGAGAAGAGUGUUAAGAACCCCGAGGAGCUCAAGAGGAGAGGAAGCGUGGACGAAAGGACAUAUGAGAGGACAAUGACAUUUAACUCGUCCGGUCGCUUGUUCAUCGCCAACCCUGACUAA